Messenger RNA from Phyllopteryx taeniolatus (common seadragon), 2100 nucleotides. It is a transcript of the gene fga, whose product is annotated as fibrinogen alpha chain. NCBI's taxonomy places the organism in Eukaryota, Metazoa, Chordata, Actinopteri, Syngnathiformes, Syngnathidae. Gene Ontology annotation, cellular component: fibrinogen complex. The record is from RefSeq and is a predicted model, not a curated record. The coding region runs from base 100 to 2007 and encodes 635 amino acids. The transcript has 8 exons. Gene Ontology annotation, molecular function: signaling receptor binding. Gene Ontology annotation, biological process: protein polymerization; blood coagulation; platelet activation.
UCACCCUCUCGACGGUUUGCUCAACCUUGACUGAGUCACGAGCGUCAGGGGGCGUCUUCAAAACCAGCAAACUCCUGGAACCUUGGAACAUUCGACGAGAUGCAACGACCAAGUUUGGCGGCCUUCCUCGUCCUCGUGUGCGCCGCCGCCUCGCUGGUUAGCGGGCUGGAUCCCAGGGGACCGCGGCCCAUGGAGCCCAACACCCGCUCGGACAAGUGCGCCACCCAGAAGGAGUGGCCGUUCUGCACCGACGAUGACUGGGGUCCCAAGUGCCCGUCUGGCUGCAGGAUCCAAGGUCUGAUGGACCACCAAGAUCACAGCCUACAGAAGAAAAUCGAGAAGAUACGAACUUUAGUGGGGCAGAAGCAAGACGGGCAUCACUCGGCCGAUCGGGUGACCAAGCAAACGUACGACUACCUGAAGGAGAAGCUCAUCCUGAACUCCGGUCAAGACGACCGCUACUACAACUUGGCGCAGAGCCUUCGCCAGAGGAUCUCCGACAUGAAGGUGAAGAUCGACAGGCAGCUGCGGGUCCUGGCCGCCCUCCGCGACCGGGUGACGGAUCAGGUGGCCGACAUGCAGAAUCUGGAGGUGGACAUCGACAUCAAGUUGCGUUCCUGUAAAGGUUCUUGCAAGACUUACUCCGAGUACCAGGUGGACCACGACAGCUACGUGGCUCUGGACAAACAGAUGAAUCAGCUUCAGGCCCAGCAGGUGCAGAGCAUCCAGUCCGUGCGCCAGCUGGAAGUGAUGCAAAGCAGGCCGUUGCAAGAAACGCUGCCAGGCGGUAUCUACAAGACUAAGGGUGUGCAAGACAUCUUCCGCGAGGUGAAAUCGCUCAAGUUGACACUCGAGGAGGAAGGUUCCAACUCCUCUCCUGCAACCAUCUCGAAAGUUCCAGGUACUUCCAUCUUUGCAUCAGGCUCCUCCGCGUCCAUCUCUGAAAUCUCAGGAGGCCCCAAUGGAGACUUGUUUGGUGGCGGUGGCAACUUUGAAGACGGGCACCUUCCCAGUAUCGACUCAAACAAUUGCGUGAUAACGACCAAGAAAACCAUGGAGAUGACUAACGACGGCCCCGUGGAAAAGCUAGUGGAGACCAGAGAGGGCGGUCCUGCCUGUCAGGGGGUGUCUGGCACCACGGGAAAGCUGGAUUCCGUCCUGAGUCACGUCUCCACCAACAUCAAGACCGUUAACGUGGGCGGCGUCAAAGGAAGCCAAUCAGAUACUAAAACCGGCUUCUCGGAGACCUUCAAAGAGCUGGGCUUCGACAUGGGAAAGUUCCUUAGUGACCACAUUGACGACGACAUUCCCGACGGGUACGCUCGCAGCAUACAAAGCGCGCACGUCCAACGCCACAGCGAUUACACGGGAAAAGAUUGCGUGGAUAUCUUCCACAAGCACAGCCGAGGGGAAACAAGCGGCAUGUUUAACAUCAAAGCCUCUGCCACCGCCGCCCUCGUGGGGGUUUACUGCCUCCAGGAGGGGCUGUUGGGCGGCUGGUUGUUAGUCCAGCAGAGAGAGAACAGCUUGCUCAACUUCAACCGAACUUGGGUCGAAUAUCGCGAAGGUUUCGGAAGUGUGGACGCGCAGGGGAGGGGGGAGAUGUGGCUCGGCAACCAGAACUUCCACUUGUUGACCAACCAGGGUGAGACCCUGCUAAGGGUGGACAUGCAGGAUGGGGAGGGGGGCGUAACUACUGCAGAAUACAUCGUUAAGGUGGGUCCCGAGGAGGAGGGGUACCCAUUACAUGUUUCUGGCUACAGCGGCACCUCAGGAGACGCCCUUACAGAGCCCGACGCGGCAUCCUCUGUGUCCCACAACGGGAUGAAGUUCAGCACCUGGGACCGAGACAACGACACAGGGGUGGGAAACUGUGCAGCGACACACGGUGGAGGCUGGUGGUAUAACAACUGCCAGUCGGCCAACCUCAACGGGGGCGACGGAGCGGUAUGGGCCGGUCGCCGCCUUAAGAGUGUGCAAAUGUUUGUGCGACCUGCCACACUGUGACCUCCUGGGCUGUCAUUUGGUUGUGUUGACGUUCCACCCCAACUUUCCAGAAUGUUCUGCACUGAACUCAAUAAAGUAUCAAUGGUCACCUCA